This is a messenger RNA of Aspergillus caelatus, 1944 nucleotides long. RefSeq names its product HET domain-containing protein. The transcript has 4 exons. Bases 1 to 1944 code for a protein of 647 amino acids. The record is from RefSeq and is a predicted model, not a curated record. Lineage: Eukaryota; Fungi; Ascomycota; Eurotiomycetes; Eurotiales; Aspergillaceae.
AUGAGACUCGGACACAUUCUCAGAUGCAUACAAUCUGGGCUAUUAUUCCGGGUGACCCGAGGCACUCUAAAUCAGAUCGAUGUACGCUUUGGAACCUUGAGUGAGAUCCGACAACGAUCGAAGACUUGUAUUCUUUGCCAACAAUGGGUGCAGCUCGUAGACUCAUUCCCAGGUGAUAGUGAAGAGGACAACGAUGUUACACUCACUCUGAACUGGGAGGAGGUCCAUUCUUGGCUUCAAGAGUGUGUGUAUCAACACGGAGGAAAAUGUGGCCUAGCAUCAAAAGCUCAACAUCCACCAGGAUUUCGGUUGAUUGAUGUGACUAACAAUUGCGUUGUGACGGCUUCUGGAUUCUGCGAGUACGCAGCGUUGAGCUAUGUACGGGGAACAGAUGACAAGCAGCGUCUCGAGGCAACAACGCAUAAUAUACGAGAUCUACAAAAACGAGGCUCUAUGCACAAAGCCUGCCUCCCCGCAACUAUCUGCGAUGCAAUGAGGGCUUGCGCUGAGAUGGGAAUUCAAUAUCUCUGGGUUGACCGGCUAUGCAUUGUACAAAAUCAUGCCCAUGAGAAGGAUGUACAAAUCAAUUCCAUGGGCACUAUCUAUACCAAUGCCUAUGUCACACUCGUUGGGUUGGAAGGUAAUGAUGUGAACUAUGGCCUUGCCGGGCUUUUUAAAGAAGAGCGACCUUCUCACUUGGCUUUCCAAGUUGAUGACCUCGUUUUAACCCAGAUUUGCAGUGAGAACGACUACGGGGAGCUUGUUAGAAGGUCGGAGUGGGAUAGUAGGGGCUGGGCUUAUCAGGAAGCUCUACUUUCGAGGAGACUACUGCUAUUUUCACACUCGGGGCUCUUUUACGAGUGUUGUAAACCUCCUCGGCUCUGUGGCGAACCGAGCAACACAUAUCCCUAUUUUAGAAAGCCACUCUUCAACAAAGCUAUCGACCAAAAAUUAACUUCCCCCUCACUAUUAUUCCCAAGCCUAAUAGAGGGUUACACAAAGCGAGUCUCUUCGCAUGAAUCAGACAUCCUCCGAGCGAUUUCUGGCAUCCUAAACUCGACUUACGAAAGUAACCACUACUUUGGACUCACAUUUGCACUAUUCGAGAACGCUAUUUUGUGGAAGGCAGAGGCUACUACACAUUCAAAACGCAUUUCAGCCAGCGACGCCGUUUUCCCCUCAUGGUCAUGGUCCUCAGUCAAAGGCGGAAUAAAGACCAAUACUAGACCACUGCAAAACCUAGCAGUCUGGAUUACUGCGUCUAGUGAUUCUAAUUUCCUUCCACAGCCAUUAAAAGUCAUCGCACCUCAGCCAAGAAUGAUUUAUAAGGAUAUAUAUACAUUGAAGUUGCUAACGCAUUUUUCUGUGCUGCUUAUCAUGGCCUGGAAGGAGGGUUGCUUCUCAGGCAAGCUCCCAGAUGAAUUUUACUUCGCAGAAACUUGGUCAGAGUAUAAAGAUUUGAUAGAAGAACGGUGGGGAGUCAAUAUUCCUGAUCGCAUUAUUCAAGACGCCCAUGGUCUGGUGGAGAACGUCGAUUAUAGCGACAAAUUCUCAUCAGAGCACAUAUCAAAAGCGCGCUCUAACCCUGGUGGAAUUAUGGUCCACACCCAAGCACUCCGGCUUCGCUUAGUGCCUCCGCGAGGACUAUUCAACACCGGUCGAGUUGUGGCAUUUCUCGAUGACGAAAGCGUAAAUAGGGACUGGUUUCUUGCAACAUAUGGCGGCCGGCAAAGUGGGAUAUUGUCAUGUCCUGAGGAUAAACUAGAAUUGAGUGGAAUGACCCGAUCCAUCGAGAAGAUGAUAUACGGAAACCGGCAGAUAAUUCCUUUGGGUGAAGGCUCUUUCAUUGAUGCAUUCGCACCUAUUGUCAAUUUGAUGGUUAUUGACACCCAUAAGGGUGUCAGUAGGCGGGUGGCACUCACUAAAACCUAUCUCAAGAUAUAG